This is a messenger RNA of Helianthus annuus (common sunflower), 663 nucleotides long. RefSeq lists its product as uncharacterized. The record is from RefSeq and is a predicted model, not a curated record. The transcript has 3 exons. The coding region runs from base 1 to 663 and encodes 220 amino acids. Lineage: Eukaryota; Viridiplantae; Streptophyta; Magnoliopsida; Asterales; Asteraceae.
AUGUCAGGAACAUCCGGACAAAAUCAGAUAAUAAUACAGAAGGAAGGAAGUUCUCUUUCCCAGUUUCAGUGUCCAAUUCUGAAACCAACAAACUAUACGGUUUGGGCUAUUCGUAUUAAAACGAUUCUUGAAGCGAAUGGUUUGUGGGAAACGAUUGAACCGGCAGAAAAUGCAACGGUAGACACUAAGAAAGAUAAGUCUGCAAUUGCAUAUUUGUUUCAAGCAAUACCAGAAGAUGUUGUAUUGCAAGUUGCAAGUUGUAAGACUGCGAAGGAAAUUUGGGAAAAUCUAAAGAAUUUGAAGGAUGACGACACUAUUGAUUCAUUUACCGCAAAGAUUAAUAGUAUCGUUACCCGGGCAACUGAAGUAGGAAUGACAUUGAGUCAACCGACUCUAGUACGCAAACUCCUAAAUGGCGUACCGGAUAAGCUUACUCAAAUCGUUGCCUCCAUGGAACAAUACUCCGAUCUAGAAACUAUGACGCUAGAAGAAGCGGUCGGAAGAUUAAAAACUUAUGAAGAAAGGUUAAAGUUGAAGAAAAAGGAAAGCCCCGUGAACAAUCUAGAAGAACUCCUGGAAGAGAUGAAGAUGUUUAAAGAUGAUGGUGGUGGAUUCGGUUGUGGUAAACCGAAUAGAGGGAGAGAGAAGAGUGAUGAGGGUUGA